CCAUCUUCCAGUUACUAGCUUCAACCAUCACAAUGACGCUUGAAGAUUUCGAGAAAUCGCUGGCGGAGGAUCAACAACGCAGACACGAGAGGAGUGACAGGGACAAGCAUCGCCAUCGGGACCGCGACCGCGACCGCAGCCGAGAGCGCUCGAAACACCACCGCCGUCACCGUUCAUCCCGGUCGAGGGAGCGCGACCACGAGCGACGUCGAGAGUCACGACGCAGUGAAGACAGUGGACACCGUCAUAAGCGAUCGCGCCACUCGGAACACGGGGAUGAUCGCGACCAUGCACACAAGCGUCGACACCGCGACAGCAGAGACGAGGAAGCGGAAGCGCCUGCUCCGAAGGAAGUCGUUCAAGAAGAACCUACACGCUUGAAGAGGGAUGCCUGGAUGGAGGGGCCGUCAGGUCUAGAUAUUGACUACGUUCAGCGACGCAAUACGACGCGUUUGGAGGAGGAGCCGAAGCCGAAGAUGCUCCAAGCGGACUUUGAGCUCAAAAUUCACAGCAAGGAGCUCAAUACCCAUCUACGUGAUUUGAAGGAUGGCAAAGCUCUUGAAGAAGUUGAGGAGGAGCCAGCACAACAUGAGGUCGAUUAUACUUUUGGGGACGCCGGUUCGCAGUGGAGAAUGACCCGACUAAAGGCCGUCUACAGGGAGGCAGAGGAGACCGGAAAGUCCGUCGAGGAGGUUGCGUUGAACCGCUUUGGGGAUAUACGCUCGUUUGAUGAUGCACGAGAGGAAGAAGCCGAACUGGAUCGCCGUGACAGAUACGGCGAAGGCUACGUGGGCAAGGAGAAGCCCACGGGUGAACUGUUUCAGGAGAGGAAGCUUGAGGAGAAUGUCCACCGCGAUCCCCAUGAGCAUGUUCGCAGUCCAAGCAAGGAACUUGAUGCCCAGGGUCAAGGCAAGCCGGUGGAAACUGUGCCGCCACAAAACACCACUCAACACCUGGAUCUGACGGCACUCAACCGACUGAAGGCACAGAUGAUGAAGGCCAAGAUCAGGGGUGCGCCAGAUGCAGCAGAGCUCGAAGAGCGCUACAACGCGGCCGCGGCGGCCAUGUCCAACCGGAAGGAGUCCGAUGUGGUGGUGCUCGGCGUGAUGGAGAACCGAAUGCUGGCUGGCACCCGCAACGAGGUCAAGGCGGUCGACAACCGCCGCGGCCGUGAGCGUGGCAAGGUGGAGGAGAACGACGAAAUGACUAUCGAGGAUAUGGUCCAGGAAGAACGACGGACCCGGGGACAGUUUGGAGGCGACGGACGCCGGAUGGCAGAGAGAAUCGCCAAGGAUGCCAAGUUUGAGAAUGACCUGGAAUACAUGGACGACAAUGCCUCCAAGCUAGCGAAGCGGGUGCACCGAUCCGAGAUCGACAUCAAGAACAUCACCAUCAACGAGCUGCAGAAGAUGAACCGUAUCCUCGAUAAUUGCCCCCUCUGCCACCAUGAGGACACGAACACGCCUCCUAUUGCACCCGUGGUGUCUUUGGCGACUCGGGUCUACCUCUCUCUUCCCACCGAGCCCGAGCUCAACGAGAGCUGUGCCACGAUUGUUCCUAUCCAGCAUCGGACGAAUCUGCUCGAAUGCGAUGAUGACGAGUGGGAGGAGAUUCGGAACUUUAUGAAGAGUCUGACGCGUAUGUACCACGACCAGGGCCGCGACGUUAUUUUCUACGAGAACGCAGCGCAGCCCCAUCGGAAGAGGCACGCGGCGAUGGAGGUGGUGCCGCUGCCAUACAGCCUUGGAGAGACAUCUCCAGCGUUCUUCAAGGAGGCGAUCCUAUCGUCGGACGCAGAGUGGUCGCAGCACCGGAAGCUGAUCGACACACUAGCCAAGUCGAAGCAGGGGAUGGGCCGGAGCGCGUUCCGGAGAUCGAUUGCCAAGGAGAUGCCGUACUUCCAUGUGUGGUUCCAGCUGGACGGGGGGCUGGGCCAUGUAGUGGAGGACGAGAACCGAUGGCCGAAAGGAGAUCUUUUCGCCCGAGAAGUGCUGGGCGGCAUGCUGGAUGUGGCGCCGGAUGUCAUCAAGCGGCAGGGCCGCUGGCAGCGCGGGGGCGAUCGGCGUGUGCCAGUCUUCCAGAAGCGCUGGAGAAAGUUUGAUUGGACACGGGUGUUGGUGGAGGGAUGAGAUUCCUCAUUAUUCUAGUCACGCACGUAUUUGUAUGACUCACUUGGUUGAACUAUAUCCAAUGCAGUAGUAAGAUGCCUCUGUAUAGAUUGCCCGCACCAACCGGAGCUGAAGCCGAGGGGUUUCAACAUCACAACGAUAUCGGAAGCGGGGCCGUGG
Aspergillus sclerotioniger CBS 115572 is the source of this 2288-nucleotide messenger RNA. RefSeq names its product putative cell cycle control protein (Cwf19). Gene Ontology annotation, biological process: mRNA splicing, via spliceosome. Gene Ontology annotation, cellular component: post-mRNA release spliceosomal complex. Lineage: Eukaryota; Fungi; Ascomycota; Eurotiomycetes; Eurotiales; Aspergillaceae. The transcript has 2 exons. The record is from RefSeq and is a predicted model, not a curated record. The coding region runs from base 33 to 2129 and encodes 698 amino acids.